GUCAGUUAAGCGCGAGAUUUAAGGCGCGGCGGUUGUCACAAUCAUGGCGCUCGCUUCCCCCGAGGAGCUGGAGUCCCUGAAAUACGCCGAGCUCCAGCGCAUCGCCAAGGCUGCCGGCUUGAAGGCCAAUCUGCGGGCAGACAAAUUGCUGAAAGCACUGAAGCAACGCUUUCAAGAAACAGAACAAGGAAAUGAAGCCAUGGACUCUGAAAGAAGUGCAUCUACUUCCACUGAACUGGAUGAACUGAACAACUGCACGGAAAUUAUGGCUGAUUCAUUGUGUUUUAUGAGAAAAAGACAUGGUAAAGAAAAGAGAAUGACCAGAAAAAAAAGGAACUCCAGUGAGAAAGCUAACAGCAGUGAAGAAAACACAGGGCUUUCUGAUGAGAAAGAGGAGUAUUCUGAAAUGAAAGAAAAUGAAGUGCCUGGAGGUGAACAUGAAAAGGGACAGCAGGUAUUUCAAAAUGAAGAAAAAGCAACUAAAAAGAGAGCUGUUAAGAAGCCAAUGGCAGGUGCUGGUCAGGAACAGCCAGAGAAGACUUCUACUAAAAGUAGUGGAGAUAAAUGUGAUGGUGGUCAUGCCAGAGGGAAAAUCCCUUUAUGUAGAGGCCACGCUUCGAGGUCUCGGAAAGCAGGAACUACACCAAACUUUAAGAAGGUUCAUGAGGCUCACUUCAAGAACAUGGAAUCUAUUUCUGACUAUGUUGAAAGGAAAAAAAAACUGAUUGAAAACUGCAGAUAUGCUCUCACUGAAGUCAAGAAGCAAAGCAGUAGCAAACCUUCCAGCCCAACUCCAAAAAGAGGCAGAUUCUCAGCCACCUGCACCCCCUGUAACCUCCAACGCCCCCCACGCAAUUCCCUGAACACUGCCAGCCAAGGCAUUUUGUCUAAGAAAUCUUCAUUUAAUCCUUCUGUCCUUUCAACAGCCAAAAUGAAUGUCAGGUUCUCAGAAGCCACAAAAGACAAUGAGCACAAGCGUUCUCUCACCAAGACUCCAUCCAGAAUGUCUCCAUACUUGGAGAUCUGCACCACUGGCAGCCAGAAGAGCUGCAAGGUCAUGAAGAGGAAAGACAGCAAGGGAAAUGCAGGAAGCAAUGAUCUGACUGCAUUGAAAGUUAUCACCCCCUUCAAGUUUGCUGCUCACUCUGCAGAACCCACAAGUGCAAAGAAGACAUUUGAUCUCCAAGCAAGUCUCUCGAGGCCACUUCCAUACCAGCCACAUAAAGGAAGACUAAAACCUUGGGGAGAACUUAAAAAAAAUACUGUCCUAAAGAAGUCUGGCAGUAACAACGUCUCUUCAUGUAGGAAAGAUUAUAAACAGCCACAUCUCCAAACCAGGGAAGAAAGGCGUGAGAAACAUGAGCAAGAGAGAAAAGAGAAAAAGGCCCAGGCUCUCAGAAACCGUAGAGGACUAUCUGGGGGUCAGAAGGAAUAAGAAGUAUCAAAGAAACCCCUGUAAAUACUGUUCCUGCCAUGUAAAUAUUUGUGCUGUGUAUGGCUCAGCUUGCUGUUAGCCAGAGGAAUCCAGAGAGCAUUGAAUGAGGCUUUGAAAUGCAUCUGAGUGUAAUGUUUUAGUUAUCAACUUCAGUGAGGUUAGAGGCCUAAACUUUUAAGAGCUUAGAACUGUCUCUAGUUGCUUAGUAUUUUCAUGGAGCUUAUUUAACAAAAAGGCAUAGAAGCAAAAAAA
This is a messenger RNA of Calypte anna (Anna's hummingbird), 1687 nucleotides long. RefSeq names its product nucleolar and spindle associated protein 1 (gene NUSAP1). NCBI's taxonomy places the organism in Eukaryota, Metazoa, Chordata, Aves, Apodiformes, Trochilidae. The record is from RefSeq and is a predicted model, not a curated record. Bases 44 to 1435 code for a protein of 463 amino acids. Gene Ontology annotation, molecular function: microtubule binding. Gene Ontology annotation, biological process: mitotic cytokinesis; establishment of mitotic spindle localization; mitotic chromosome condensation. The transcript is spliced from 11 exons. Gene Ontology annotation, cellular component: microtubule; mitotic spindle; nucleolus.